Tauraco erythrolophus (red-crested turaco) is the source of this 816-nucleotide messenger RNA. RefSeq names its product putative methyltransferase DDB_G0268948. The record is from RefSeq and is a predicted model, not a curated record. Gene Ontology annotation, molecular function: S-adenosylmethionine-dependent methyltransferase activity. Lineage: Eukaryota; Metazoa; Chordata; Aves; Musophagiformes; Musophagidae.
AUGGCCACCCAGCUGUUCAAGGGGAGAGGGCACGCGGCCAUCUACCAGAAAUACAGGUUUGCACCGGGCAAAGAGCUGCAGGAGACCAUCUUCACCUACCUGCAGGAAAAGAAGAGGAGCUCUGCUGAGCUGGUGGUGGAUGUCGGCUGUGGGUCUGGACAAGGCACCCGCUUUCUUGCGGAGCACUUCAAGAAGGUGGUGGGAACCGACAUCAGCGAAGCGCAGAUCCAGGAGGCCAGGGAUGCCCCCUCCCUGCCCAACGUCUCCUACCUUGUGUGCCCUGCAGAGGAGCUGCCCUUCGAGGAUGCCUCCGUGGACAUCCUGGCAUCAUUCACAGCCGCGCACUGGUUCGAUAUCGAGAAGUUCAUGAGAGAAGCAAAACGGGUGCUGAAGCCGGGUGGUUGCGUGGUCCUCAGCACCUACACCAUAGACACGAAUCUGCGCUAUGGCAACUGCUCUGAAAAGCUGACCAAAAUCUACAGGGAGUCCUGGGACCUGCUUUCAAAAUACUCACAUGAUAGAGUAAAACUUGUGUUGGAUGACUACAAGGAGAUCUUUGAGGCCUUGCCGUUUCCAGACAAGAAGAGAUUCACUGAUAUCUAUGAUAAAAUUCCCAUGACAGUUGCUGGUGUGAUUGGUUUCUUGGAGUCUACCUCUCCAUAUCAAAUCUUUAAGAAAAAUGACCCCGAAGCUGCAAAAUCCCUCCUCCAGGACACUGAAAAGAGGAUGCUGGAGGCAAUGGGAGUUUCUUCUCCUGAAAUCCCAGUGGAGUUCUGGAUAAGGCAUAUCUGUGUGCUGGGAUGCAAGGGACAGUGA